CGAGGACGGUUAUGGCACUAGUGUUUUCGAUUAGAAUCAGAAUAACUGGGCCUCGUGUUUCUAUAUUUUAGUUGGUAGGGUAUUCUGGAGGAAAUAUGAGUGGAAUUACUCUGCCGGGGGUGGCCUCAGAUGCAACUUCAGAUGCCAAGCCUUGUAACAGAUGGCAGGUGAGGCGAGUCGGACAGCUGUGAACUGUACGGCCCAACUACUAAAGCCGAUCCCUGCCUCUCUCAAACCAACUGACUCACUCUCUCUCUCACAGAGACAUUACCGCUGGCCCCACCCUAGCCUCGCCCCUUCAUCACCGACUCCAUCUCCUCUCAUCCGUCCCGUCCCUCCUCUUUCGGCUUUAUGCUCAAUUGCCUCCCUUCAAAAUCCAACGUUUUUCUAAAUUCACCCAGAGCCAGCCACCAUCCUUCCAGUCCUCCUCCUCUUCCCUUCCAGCUCUCGCGGAAAUCAACUACUUAUUGUAGCUUCUACGACCAGUGACAACCAUUAUUCCCAAUCAUCCAUCCCCUCUGGCUUCCACCAUAACCCCGCUUCCCUUUUCAUGAUGGCUGUUGACCUACAGUCUGGAGAAUCGACGCUUCCUUCUCACUUUCUUCCUGACCAGGAUCAUCAUGUUCUCUCUGCAUACCCAACAUUCUCCGACCACACACGCUCUGCUUUCGACCCCCACGAGUUUGGAUUCCAUAUAUCUUCUCCCGUUCCUACUGCCGCCGCGCAGAGCAGCGACGACAAGGAUGACGAUUUCAUCUUCGAGUUGACACGCGAGAUGGCUCACUUCAUGUUUCAGGACGACGACCAGUCCCACUUAUCUGGCACUGGCUCUAGCGAUUUGGAGAUGUCAUGGGAUUCCACUGAUUCGUCCCAGUCUACUCUCUGGUCGCCGUUGGGCUCGAACCAAGGGAGCCCGGAAGGCCCUUCUCUGGAACCAACGCCGCCGGCUACGCCCUGUGAUGGCAAAGACUCUUGUCGGGAGACCGCACACGACGUCGUCGGGAUGCUUGAGAAGAUGAACCUCGACGGAAGAGGGCAUUCAAAAUACCUCCACGGUUAUGGGAAUUGCAGCUUCAACCAAGCUCUCAUUGACCAACAAAUUCGAGCUGUUCAGUUAUCCCGCCUAAAUCAACAGCAGAUUAUGAAGCGAGCACUCGCUGACUAUCCGGCAAGCCAGGCCCAAACUGAACCCGGCGAACAGAUUCAGCAAGUCCAGAAGAAAGGUAAAGGCAGCAGCGUCGGGUUGGGUAAUGCACGUAGGAAUCGCCCGCUACCUUUGUUUACUUCGAACAACCAAGCGGCUCCCCUGCAGGAGCCACAAAACCAGCAGCAAGCAUCCGGAUCGGGCACGCGAGCAGUUUUUCGUGGAGGGUCGGGUUCGAGAACCGGGUCCUGUGGGACCGGCGUGUUCUUGCCUCGCGUGAACACUGCUCCGCCUGAAUCGCGCAAGAAGUCAGGUUGCUCCACUGUAUUGAUACCGGCCAGAGUGGUGCAGGCAUUACAACUCCACUUUGACCAAAUGGCCGCCACGGCCGGACCCAAAGCCGGCGGAUUCCCUCCCUUGCAAGAAGUUCUGGUGAGUAACAAGGACGGCAUGUUUUCGUUGCAGAAGCGACAAUCACGGAAGGAGCCAGCAAGUUUGCAGAACGAGACGAGGCUGCCUCAAGAAUGGACCUAUUGAGGGGCGUGGCCAUGUGACGUGGAGGCGACUGCUUGAAGGAUUUCAUGAUGCUGUUUUGGCAGUUUUUGACUGAAUGAAAUCAAUACUGUGAGGAAGAGGGGGGAAUCUUUUUGGAUGGACGCUAGGAAGAAUCGAAGUGAAUGGUGCUGGAUUGAGAAUAUUUCCUGUUUUUGUUUGGUGGGGUUAGACCCCCAGGUCAGACGGAAGAAAAUAAGAGAGAAAAAGGGUGGAAUGAAUUUGACAGUUAGAGGAUGAUAAUAAAGCUUUGGCAUAAAGAUGGAAAGAAGGGAAGAGACCAGUGCAGGGCAGUGGUACGGGUAAAGAUUGUGGCUUUACAAUUAAGGAUGCCUUUUAAUAAUCCUUUGUAUUGUGAAUAAAUAAAUAAAUAAAUAUGCUGAGCCUGGCAAUCUCGACUUUAAUCGUAGUUACACCACUUCAAGUUGCGAGGGGUGGAUUUAGCAAACUUAGUUAGCAUGCAGACACAGUUAUAUUUUCUUCCAUAUAAAAGUAAUGACAAUGUACACAUGGUGGAGUGUGGACGCAUGUAUUUUUCGCUUGGUUUCUUGUCAAUUUAUUUUUCAUUUUAA
Prosopis cineraria is the source of this 2268-nucleotide messenger RNA. RefSeq lists its product as uncharacterized. The transcript has 5 exons. Bases 551 to 1681 code for a protein of 376 amino acids. NCBI's taxonomy places the organism in Eukaryota, Viridiplantae, Streptophyta, Magnoliopsida, Fabales, Fabaceae. The record is from RefSeq and is a predicted model, not a curated record.